AAAGAUGAAAAGGGUGAUUGGAUAAAAUAUGCAUAUCCUAAUUUGUCAGUCCGGUUUAGUUAUCAGAAUAAAAGUAGUUGUUGCGCGAAUAUAUAUAAAGAUAAGGAUUUUAACAUACGGCUAACCAAAAAAGAUACAAAACUUAUAUGGUUUGUGCUCGCUGAACCAAAGGGAUUUUGUAGCAAUAAAAACAGAAAUAUUAGAGUCCUCUACGGAAACCUCACCGUCAAAGAUAAUAAUUUAUCCGAUAUACAUUUAAAAUGUAAAAAUCUUGCUUCGGACUGUGUUUUGGUUACAUCAAUUGUUUCCAAUGACAAUUCAGUUUUUUAUGGCAUUAAACCUAAAGCUUGGGCGAAGGCUAGAAUUAUAAUAGAUAUUACAAAAGACAAACCAGAGCCUGAUUCAAAACAUGAUAAAGAUGGAUUUGAUGAUGAGGGUUCUGAUUGCGAGAUUGAUGAAGUUGAUGAUGAAACAGAACAAAUUGCUCAAGAUGUCCUCAAAUGGUGCAUAAUCUACACUGAAAAAGGAAAAUAUAUGACUAGUGAAAGUAAUAAUUCUCAAAUACAUUCUUGGAAUUCAUUUGGUGAUUAUCUCGAUGACAGUAUGGAACGUCUAGAAGAGGAUGAUGAUUGGCGCUUUGAACAGCAACCUCAGCUGACGUUAGAAGAAGCAAAACAACAACAUAGUUCAGAUGACGGUGAUUUGCUUGAAGCAUGGAAGGUCUUCAUAAAUUAUGCUAGGAGAGGAGAUCAUACUGCACUUUAUUGGAUUGGAUUUUACCUACAAUAUGACAUUUUAACAGCUUCUAACCUUUUUAGGAGAAGAUUUUACGAUGAAGCUAUAGAUGAGUUUGCCGAAAACGCUGAAACAAACUUACAAGCCGCAAUGAUGCUCUAUAAAAAAUCUGCGGAUACUGGCUAUCCAGAAGCACAGUUAAGGUAUGGUUUUGGUCUUUAUUCGGGACAAGGUGUCCCCCAAGACAAGGGGAAAGCUACACAUUAUUUUAGAUUAGCUGCAGAGAAUAAUAAUUAUAGUGCAAUGUAUAAUUUGGGAAUCACUUUGAUAUUGAAUGGAAGUAGCGAUGAAAGAAUUGAAGGGGAGAAAUGGUUGAUUAAAGCUGCCAAAAACAAACAUCAAAAAGCUAUAGAAUAUUGCAGAGAACAUCAUAUUGCUGUUUAA
Molecule: messenger RNA, 1179 nt
Organism: Dentiscutata heterogama
Lineage: Eukaryota; Fungi; Glomeromycota; Glomeromycetes; Diversisporales; Gigasporaceae
Source: the annotation of a GenBank genome assembly